This is a messenger RNA of Actinia tenebrosa (Australian red waratah sea anemone), 2203 nucleotides long. Its product is annotated as phosphatidylinositol 4-kinase type 2-beta. Gene Ontology annotation, molecular function: 1-phosphatidylinositol 4-kinase activity. Gene Ontology annotation, biological process: phosphatidylinositol phosphate biosynthetic process; Golgi organization; endosome organization. The record is from RefSeq and is a predicted model, not a curated record. Lineage: Eukaryota; Metazoa; Cnidaria; Anthozoa; Actiniaria; Actiniidae. Gene Ontology annotation, cellular component: endosome; trans-Golgi network; plasma membrane.
UAUGAACUCAUGAUCGAUUCAAUCACUUGUAAAAAUAGUCAAAGUUUCUGGGAUUUGAGCGAAUGAAAUGACGUGAAAAACUGAACCAAACUUCCCAAACUAGAUCUGAGACAAAUUGUUUAGAUGUCUACGACAGAUUCAGGGCGUCAACUGUUGGAUUUCGUGUCUGACAGUCGUGUUAAUGGCACUGAUUCUGUACCUUACCACGUUGAUCCUUCCAGUUACAGCACUGCUAUAAUCAGUGGAUCUGGAAAAAAAUACGAUACGAGGACGUCAGAACAGAGACCUCUACUAGGACGUGGUAGAUCUAGGAAUAUGGAGAGCUGUAGUGACUCUGAAUAUGGAUCAAACACUAUCGAUGAUCCUGAGUUUGCCUCCAUUAUUCGAUCAGUGGAACAAGCCAUCGAUGCAGGGAUUCUCCCUCAACGAAUCUACCAAGGAUCAAGUGGGAGUUACUUUGUGAAAAAUAAAGAAGGAAAAACUAUAGGUGUAUUUAAACCAAAAGAUGAGGAGCCGUAUGGACACCUCAAUCCAAAAUGGACAAAAUGGUGUCACAAAGUGUGCUGUCCUUGCUGUUUUGGUCGUACAUGUUUGGUACCAAAUCAAGGUUAUUUAUCGGAAGCAGGAGCCAGCCUUGUAGAUACAAAAAUAGGACUAAAUGUUGUUCCCAGAACCAAGGUUGUUCGACUUGCAAGUAGUACCUUUAACUAUACUGCGUUUGAUCUCGCCAAAGCCAGAUCAAAAAAGUUUGCAACAGAAAGAUUUCCUGAUACAAUUGGAAAGCAUGUUAAAGCUGGUCUACCACUAAAGGUUGGAUCUUUUCAACUUUUUGUGGAGGGAUAUAAAGAUGCAGAGUUCCACCUGAGAAGGUUUGAAACCGAACCUCUUCCCACCUCAACAAGAUAUGACUUUAUUGUUCAGUUCCAAAAGAUGGUCUGCUUGGAUUAUAUCAUUAGAAAUACAGAUCGUGGGAAUGAUAACUGGCUUAUUAGUUAUGAAAACACGCCAGAAGUUGACGAAUCUGUUAAGACUGAAGAUGGAGAAGCUGCUUGGGAUGUCGUGAAUUCACCUAAAAUUUUUGUUGCUGCUAUUGAUAAUGGCCUGGCCUUUCCAUAUAAACACCCUGACUCAUGGAGGGCUUAUCCUUUUUACUGGGCAUGGCUACCAUACGCUAAAGAACCAUUCCUUGAUGAAGUGUGUGAAUUAGUGUUACCCAAAUUAUCUGAUAUGAACUUUGUACAAGACUUAACUGAUGAUUUGUACCACUUGUUUAAGGAAGAUAAAGGGUUUGACAGAGGAACUUAUGAAAAGCAGCUUGCUGUCUUAAGGGGUCAGAUUCUAAACCUAAGUCAAGCAUUACGGGAUAAAAAGUCACCACUCCAGCUGGUACAAAUGCCAGUAGUAACAGUAGAAAAAAAGAGGUUUGAAGGAGAAGAUCUUCACCGUCAUCAUAGUGAAUCUGCAUUYACACAAAGCUUCCAACACAGACCUCCCUUUUUCUCUUGGUGUUGAGUGCCYCGAGAAACUAGACUCACUAAUUAUAAAUCAAUUGAAAUUAUAAUGUUGAUAAAUUUUAUAGAAUUUUUUUUCCAUCUGUUUAAAAAAAAAAAUUAAGGUGGCAUAAUUUCAAAGAUUUUUUUCUAGAGGAAAUAUUGUUAUGUUGUGCUAACAUAACGCUACCACAUUUAGAAUGAUCAGUUUUUUUGUUUUGGUGUUAUAGUCUAUUUGAACAAUUAGAAUAUUUCUAAAAGCAGUUAAUUGUUAUUUGAUUUUUUUCUGAAAUGAACAUUUCAAGUCAAGUGCUACUAUACAUAGGGGCUGUGGCCCAAAAUAUCCCAUGAUGCACUUCGAUUCAUUGCAGUGAGUAGCUUCGCAAAUACAAAUUUUUUAUCGCAAGGAAAAAUUGUGAAAUUAAAUUAACGUAACUAAAGUCAAAAGUCAAUGCACUCGCCUUUAUAAAACUAUUGUCAUAGAUUGUACAGCAAUAGAGUAGAAUAGCUAUAACCUAUUGGAGAAUGUAGGGUUGUGUGUAGUUUCAAUGUCAGUGCGACGUGCGAAAACCACAGGAAGCCCAAUUCAUGUUAUYUCCUUCCUCGUUAACGUUAGAGAGAACUGGCCUGGCACUCUAGUUCAUAGGAUAAACUGUUGCUUAGAAAUAGAUGAUCUUAUUCUGAAAAGGAUUAAAAUAUUUUUUUGAAAUUAA